AUGAGGGUCCUCCGCCUGGCCGCAAGCGCCUUAUGUCUUGCCUCCUCCAUCUAUGGUCAGAUCGUGAGCCAUACACCCUCAGAGGGUAAGGGAGUGUCCUACAGCGUUAAUAUCCCGGAACACACUGCCUCCAACGGGUCUGGCCCGAUGUACCUGCAACUGAAGGCGCCUGCCGACUUGAAAUGGUUUGCUUUGGGCCAAGGAGUCCAAAUGACGGAUGGAAACCUUUUCGUCGUCUACGCCGGGCCUGAUGGAAAUGUCACUUUGUCCCCUCGCAGGGCAACCGGUCCUAUCGAGCCCCUCUACAAUUCCAGCAUCCACGCUACUCUUCUCGAGGGCUCCGGUAUCCGCCACGGACUUAUGAUCGCCAACAUUCGCUGUGAUAACUGCAUGACUCUGAAUGACGGAACAAGCAUCAUGGGUAACUCGAACUUGUCUUCCUGGAUCUGGGCGAUGACUGGAGGUGGACCCAUGAACUCGGCCAAUGUCUCUGCGCAGAUAUACAAACAUGACUGGCAUGGCAUCUUCACUCUGGAUCUCAGUCAUGGCAUCGGAGCCAACUCGCCCAAUCCAUUUUUCUUAUCAUCCCACGACAUCAUGGAUUUUACCCCCUUCUCCGUCCAGCAACAAGUCAGCGACACCAUCCUUCACAGGAAACGGAUCGCCCAUGGCGUCAUGACCUCUGUCGCUUUUGUUCUCCUCUUUCCCAAUUUCGGCCUCACGCUGCACAUCUUUCCCUCUCGCUAUACUGUCGCGUGGAUUCAUGCGCCUCUCCAGAUCUUUGCCGUGCUACUCGCCUUGGCUGGGUUUGCGGUUGGCGUCUCAGCGGCGAUCGACCUUCGCGAGGAGGCAGGUUAUCACCCGAUUCUUGGCUACGUGGCAAUGGCUGGUGUCGUCCUCGUGCAGCCGGUGCUGGGCAUUGUUCAACAUGUGCGUUUUCGACGGACUGGUAAGAAGACGGCGUAUGGCGUGGCACACCGCUGGCUUGGACGAUUCCUCUCCGUCCUGGGCAUUGUCAAUGGGGGCAUAGGUUUCCACUAUGCAGCUUCCAUGAAUCCGGAUAUUCCCCCUGCGUCGCCCAUUGCGUACGGCAUCAUUAGCGGCUCCAUGGGGGUCAUCUAUAUUCUCGUCAUCUGGUGGCGGCGGUCCAAAACGAAGCGAGAGGCUGCCUUGAAUGUGGAAGCCGCCGAUGAGAAGCUGGCCGCCUCUGCCGCACCCACGAGGAGUAACAGUACUCUAGUCCCAAAAACUCCCCGGUGUCGAUGUCUCUAA
Molecule: messenger RNA, 1272 nt
Organism: Aspergillus terreus NIH2624
Lineage: Eukaryota; Fungi; Ascomycota; Eurotiomycetes; Eurotiales; Aspergillaceae
Product: cytochrome and DOMON domain-containing protein
Exons: 2
Coding region: 1-1272 (423 amino acids)
Source: RefSeq, a predicted model, not a curated record